Diatraea saccharalis (sugarcane borer) is the source of this 501-nucleotide messenger RNA. Lineage: Eukaryota; Metazoa; Arthropoda; Insecta; Lepidoptera; Crambidae. The record is from the annotation of a GenBank genome assembly.
AUGCGAGAGGCAAAGAUGUUGGUGCUUGUAGUGAUGGUGUUUCUUAUGAUGAACGUGAUGGUGGACUCAUCACAAACGGUUAUGAAGUCAAUGACGAAGAAUUUCUUAAAGGCGUACGAAGUUUGCCUAAAGGAAUAUAACAUACGAGAAGGGACAACUAAUCAAAUUCUAAGCUUCUGGAAGGAGGACUUCACCACCAGCAGCAGGGACGUUGGUUGCGCUAUAUACUGUCUCUCCACCAAAUUGGAUCUUAUAGACCCUGAGGGAAAAUUACAUCAUGGCAACGCGGCCAAUUUCGCUAUGAAACAUGGCUCUGGUGAAGAGAUGGCGAAGAAAAUUGUUGAGUUUCUUCACUCGUGUGAACAGUCGACGCCUGCUAAUGAAGACAAAUGCAUGCAUGCGUUGGAUAUCGCGAUGUGCUUCAAGAAGGAGGUGCACGCUGUAGGCUGGGCACCCGACCCCGAGGUCCUGUUCGAUGAAAUUAUUGCAGAAAUGCAAUAA